Ictalurus furcatus (blue catfish) is the source of this 4283-nucleotide messenger RNA. RefSeq names its product spartin b (gene spartb). Lineage: Eukaryota; Metazoa; Chordata; Actinopteri; Siluriformes; Ictaluridae. The transcript has 8 exons. Gene Ontology annotation, biological process: cell division; negative regulation of BMP signaling pathway. The record is from RefSeq and is a predicted model, not a curated record. The coding region runs from base 164 to 1903 and encodes 579 amino acids. Gene Ontology annotation, cellular component: plasma membrane.
UUUGUAGCUUCGUGAAUAUGUGUAGGACGGUGAUGUAAAAGGCAGCAACACUGAAUCCUGGACUCACAAACUGUCAAACACACAGAGGGACUGGAAUAAACUGACACUUAUUUACCGUACCUGCCCAGCUUCACUUCUGUACACCAGCUCGUUUCUUUUGGGCAUGGAGAAAUCGAAUCAGGAUCGCUUCAACAGAGCCAGACUGCAGGUGAUCAAUGACAGCUAUGAACGGGCGUUCGAGUGCAUUACCAAGGCUCUUUCUGUGGACGAGGCGGGGCGCAAGACAGAGGCUUUGGAGCUUUACUGUCGGGGACGUCAGCACCUUCUCAGAGGGCUCAGCGUGCCCACGCAGGGAGACGAGUGCGUGGGCACUCAGUGGGAUUCUGCACGGCAGAUGCAGCAGAAGAUGCAGGAGACUCUGAACAACAUCAUGUCUCGGUUAACAGCCCUGGAGAACAUCCUGGUUCCUUCAGCUCCUCCUUCUGCUCCGAGCAGACCAGGCAACGGGGCGUCUUCUCAGAACCUCUACCCUACACUCCCAAUGAGAUCACCACCACCCACGGUCCUGUUCUCCAACAGCCAACCUGCAGGCACCGAACGACCACCUGCGUACUCCCCGCAAGCCGCCGAUGGACACGUCAGUAUUUCAUAUGGAACAGCUGCAGGAGAGCUGUCUUUAGUCAGGGAUGAGUUCUACAGCCACACGUCCAGCUCGAGCACCUCGUCACAGAUCCUGGGGGAAGAAGGAGAGGAGCUGUUUUUCCUGCCCAACGGCGUCCAGAUCUUUUUCGUCAGCCCUGAUGGACACGUGAGCGCACCCUCUUACCCAGGAUACCUGCGCAUCGUGAAGUUCACCAACGACCGUUCGGAGACGCUGCCCACCAGGCCACCUGCCUUCCUACAAGUGUGUGACUGGCUUUAUCCCCUCAUGGCCACUGACUCUCCAGUCCUGCUCUGUAGCACAGGAGUCUACAUGUUCCCUGAUUUGAUGGCUCCCUCUCCAGGCUACUACGUCGGCGUGGUGCUGUCCUCUGAACUGCCCCAGUCAGAGCGUGUCCUCUUCCAGGACGUCCUGUCUCACCUGACGGACCUGAGAGUCCAGCCGUCUGGGGAAGCAGAAGACACUAUUAACCUGCCUCAGAAGGUGCCCAUAGAGCCAGUGGUGCCUGAGGUGGCGCCCUCUGCUGAGGAGGAGAACGCACUUCCAGAGUGGAGCGAGAAAGUGGCUCAUGGGAUUCUUACAGGAGCUUCCUGGCUGAGCUGGGGAUUAGCGAAGGGGGCGGAGUACACCGGGAAGGCCAUCCAAAAAGGAGCAUCCAAACUGAGGGAACACAUCACCCCCGAUGACAGGCCAACCCAAGUCAGCCCUACGGUCACUAAAAGCCUCCACGUAGCCAAGCAAGCCACAGGAGGAGCUGUGAAAGUCAGCCAGUUUCUGGUGGAUGGGCUGUGCACCAUCGCUGGUCAUGUGGGCAGAGAGUUAGCCCCUCACGUAAAGAAACACAGCGCUAAACUGAUCCCAGAGUCCAUGAAGAAAGACAAGGACGGACGAUCCAAUAUAGACGGGGCCAUGGUCGUAGCUGCAAGUGGAGUUCAAGGAUUUGCCACGAUGUGGACAGGCCUGGAAACCGCAGCCAAGAACAUCACAAAGAGCGUAGCGACCGAGACGGUCACCACCGUCAAGCACAAGUAUGGGGCUGAAGCAGGGCAGGCCACCGAUCACGCCGUCAACUCCGCCAUUAACGUGGGCGUCGCCGCGUUCAACAUCGACAACCUGGGCGUCAAGGCCAUGGUGAAAAAGACGGGUAAAGAAACCGCACACGCCAUUCUGAAAGACUACAGAGUGCAAGACGGAGAGGCAGAGACGGAGAAACAAGAGGAGAAGCCCAAAGAGCAGAAAUAGACUGCUGUAAUGUAAUGGACAGGGUUCUGCUUUCCAUCUCCAUUAUACAUGGAAAAUUGAAGAAGGGGGGGAAAAAUAAGCGUCAUGCCGUGUUAUGAAUGUGAACGGGUUUACCAUCACGGUGGACAUAAUACUGACCUGCUUUGGUUUAUUUACACAAAAUAACCUCUACUGGCUCUCACUGUCUCAUUAUUUACCAACAUGCUGCCUAUAAAUUCUAGUCGGAGUCUAUUUUUAUACUGAUAAACUCCUCUUUUUAAGAAUCCUAACGGAUGUUGAAGAUCUCUAGCGUUGCCUUAUUAUCUGCUAGCCGUGAUAGUCGUCUACUGUAGUUUCAUCCAGAACACCUUUUACUUUGGCCUUUAUUUGUCAACGUUAUGACUUUGAUGCGAUCAAAAUCUGAACCAUUACAGUUUCACUCUUCAUCCUUUUUUCCUCCCAGCUGUACCCGGAUGACGGACUUGCGUCGGGUCAGAGAGCGCAUAAAUCCGAGCGUUACAUUUCAACAGACCACGAUUUGUGGUUAAAACGAAUUGAAUUCAAACUAGAGUUAACGUAAUACGCUAAUUAUUUCAAUCAAAUCUGGUUCCGUAGCACGUUUAAUUAAUAAAUCAUUCAAGUUUCUUGCCAAGAACAUAUAAUCAAGCAUGGUUAUUAAUCAAAGUCCAUCGAAGAAUAAUAAUAAGUGGAAGGAGCGUCCAGUCCAAGUGGUUUGUAACAGGGUAUAUUAAAGCGGUAUGUUUUCUGCCACAGGAACGUUUACAGGUUUAUCAGUAGCAUAAGUUGUUGUUUUGUUGGUUUUUUUCCCCCCUUUCUAUCAUAUUAACAUGAAGAAAAAGUGAUGGAAUGAUUAUAUGGCUGCUGGAACACGCAGGACCAGGAGCUAACUCGUUUCACGGACGUUCCACAUGAUUAAACACAGAUAUAAAUGGGGAAAAAAAGUAUGUCCUUCUUUUGUAAAUGAAUAAUUGUCAUCCCUCUAGGAUUUCAUGAUUUCGCGAUCGCAGAAACGAACACACAAUCGAGCAAACCCCGCAAUAUUCGGAGGAGCUAGCGAUUUUUUUUAUUUAUUUAUUUUUUUUUUCAAAAUUACCGCAGAGUUUCUGCAGAUUUGGGCCAAGACACGUCAUCAGAACGUAUGAUUCAGCCAAAGCCCUCUUCCAUUCACGUGCGUCGAACAGGAGCGCAGCGAAAAGGUCUCAUUUACCAACAAACAUUACCGGGACAGACCAUUUCUCCAAUUCCAGUACAAAAAACACAGCAAAAUCGAGUCUUCUUCCUAAAUUCUCAUUCAUUCCAGUGUCGGAACCAUUUCAAAAACGGUGCAGAAAAGAGGGAGAGAGUGUGUGUGUGUGUGUGGUUCAGACAAGAACGUACAAUUUGACAUAUAAGGGCCAAAGUUAUUUAGCGAUACACCCCUAAAGUUAAACUAGUAAUGGUUUAGUAAUGUUUCUACAAACAUUCCUGUUCUGUGUCUAAAUGCUGCACUAGAUCUAUAGAUUAUACAUUAUAAACGAUCGAUUAUAGAUUUACAUGCUUUAUUUAUAAAGAUAUAUAUAUAUAUAUAUUCUGUCAUUGCAUCUCUUUAAGCUUUACACUGUUCGAUUACAAGUCAGGUAGAUUAGACGAAAGAAUAUUAAGUCAGAUGUCUUUUUGAAGAUGCGUAUUAUCGACUACUGAUCAUUGAGAGAAAGGAGAUCAAAUAUUUUCAUAUAUAAUUUAGAUUUUUAGAUAUUUUAUUGGAAGUCCUUUUGAACUAAAGCUAAUAUUUGACUGAUGCAUUGCUAUGCAGUUAGUGUGUGUGUGUGUGUGCGCGUUUGCUGCUGUUAUUUUAAUACUUCCAGCCAAGCUAGCAGGAUUGAGAAAUGAUUUGAUUGACAUGUGGGUGAACUUGAUCUGAGCUGCUUAUGUGUACACCAACAUUCAGACACUGCUGUUCCUCCAAAGAAACUCCGACCCGGGCCGUUCGGUGCAGACGUGUCUGGGAUAAAAAUAAAAAAAAAGAAACUAUGUACUCACAUUUUACAAUUGAUGUUAAUAAGGAAAUAAAUAAAUAAAAAUGUUCAUUGAAAUGUGGGGGUCUGCUGCAGGACAACGAUCCAAAACAGAAUUGACAGGAAAAUAGUUCAAAUGUUUCUCUUUUUUUCCCUGUUUCUUUUAAUCUGUAUGAAAGGAAAAGCAACACAUGAUCAAGCAUAGCUUCAGACUGCAAUGGAAAACCACUCGUGUGGGUGUGUGUGUGUGUGUGUGUGUGUGUGUGUGUGUGUCCCUCUUGUUCACUGCAUUCUUCUUACUGUGUAAGCAUUAUAUUUAACCGCAGAUAAAUAAUGGUUAAAUAUUAAUAUAAUUAUCUGACACAAUAAACUGUGCUACUCCUAGA